CGAGAAGAUGGCGACUUCGAACAAUCCGCGGAAAUUUAGCGAAAAGAUCGCACUGCAUAACCAAAAGCAGGCGGAGGAGACGGCGGCCUUCGAGGAGGUCAUGAAGGACUUAAGCCUGACGCGGGCCGCACGGCUUCAGCUCCAGAAGUCCCAGUACCUGCAGUUGGGCCCCAGCCGUGGCCAGUACUAUGGUGGGUCCCUCCCCAAUGUGAACCAGAUUGGGAGUGGUACCGUGGACCUGCCCUUCCAGCCUGGCGGAUUUCUGGGGGAGGCCCUGGCAGCGGCUCCUGUCUCUAUGACACCUUUCCAGUCCUCGGGCCUGGACACCAGCCGCACCACUCGGCACCAUGGGCUGGUGGACAGAGUAUACCGGGAGCGAGGCCGGCUCGGCUCCCCACACCGCAGGCCCCUGUCAGUGGACAAGCAUGGACGACAGGCUGACAGCUGCCCAUAUGGCACCGUGUACCUAUCGCCACCUGCGGACACCAGCUGGAGAAGGACCAAUUCUGACUCUGCCCUGCACCAGAGCACAAUGACGCCCGCCCAACCAGAGCCCUUCACAGGAGGGUCCCAGGACACGCACCAGAAAAGAGUGUUACUGCUAACAGUCCCGGGAAUGGAGGAGACCACAUCUGAGACAGACAAGAACCUUUCCAAGCAGGUGUGGGACACCAAGAAGACAGGGUCCAGGCCCAAGUCCUGUGAGGUUCCCGGAAUCAAUAUCUUCCCAUCUGCUGACCAGGAAAACACUACAGCCCUGAUCCCCGCCACCCACAACACAGGGGGCUCCCUGCCUGACCUGACCAACAUCCACUUCCCCUCACCCCUCCCGACCCCGCUGGACCCCGAGGAGCCCACCUUCCCCGCGCUCAGCAGCUCCAGCAGCACUGGCAACCUCGCCACCAACCUGACGCACCUGGGCAUCGGCGGUGCCCCCCAGGGGAUGAGCACGCCGGGCGCCUCUCCACAGCACCGGCCGGCCGGCGUGAGCCCGCUGUCCCUAAGCUCAGAGGCCAGGAGGCCACAGGCACAGCAGGUGUCGCCCAGCCUCUCCCCGCUGUCGCCCAUCACUCAGGCCGUGGCCAUGGAUGCCCUGUCUCUGGAGCAGCAGCUGCCCUACGCCUUCUUCACCCAGGCGGGCUCCCAGCAGCCGCCCCCGCAACCCCAGCCCCCACCACCACCACCACCCGCAUCCCAGCAGCAGCCACCCCCACCAUCCCCACAGGUGCCCGUGGGGCUUCCCCCGGGUGGCCCCCUGAUGCCGAGUGCCAGCCUGACACGGGGACCCCAGCUACCCCCGCUUGUGGUCACGGUACCGCCCUCUCUCCCUCAGUCACCCCCAGAGAACCCAGGCCAGCCACAGAUGGGGAUCGACAUCACCUCGGCCCCAGCUCUGCAGCAGUACCGCACGAGUGCUGGCUCCCCAGCCAACCAGUCUCCCACCUCUCCCGUCUCCAAUCAAGGCUUCUCCCCUGGGAGCUCCCCGCAACACUCCUCCACCCUGGGCGGCGUGUUUGGGGACUCGUACUAUGAGCAGCAGCUGGCGGCCAGGCAGGCCAAUGCUCUGUCCCAUCAGCUGGAGCAGUUCAACAUGCUGGAGAACGCCAUCAGCUCCAGCAGCCUGUACAGCCCGGGCUCGACACUCAACUACUCACAGGCAGCCAUGAUGGGCCUCACGGGUAGCCACGGGAGCCUGCCGGACACACAGCCGCUUGGCUACCCGAGCCACAGCAGCAUCCCCAACAUCAUCCUCACAGUGACAGGAGAGUCUCCUCCCAGCCUCUCUAAAGAACUGACCAGCUCAUUGGCCGGGGUCGGUGAUGUCAGUUUCGACUCGGACAACCAUUUCCCCUUGGACGAACUCAAGAUCGACCCCCUCACUCUGGAUGGGCUGCACAUGCUCAACGACCCUGACAUGGUCCUGGCUGACCCGGCCACUGAGGACACCUUCCGGAUGGAUCGGCUGUGAGCAGCACGCUGCCCCGCCAGGCAUUUGCCACCCCGCCGGUCAGUGGUCCCGACGGUGUCUCCCUGGGACGGCCGCUCCGUCCCUGCACACGGCCGCGCUUGUCAUUCUGAGCUUGCGAUGCUGCCAAGCGCCCCCGCCUGCCCACCCCGGUCGUCCGCCUCCUGCGAGGCUGCGCGUCGCCCCCGUGGACCCCCCUGCUCGCUGUUGCCCUUGCCUGGGCCAAAAGUUGUCCCCCGUGAGAUGCAGAACGUGUGUGGGCAGGGGCGCGUGAGCCGUGCCGCCGCUGGCGGAGGUGCAUUUUCCGACUGUUGUCAGCUGUCACUGCCUUCCUUGGUCCCAGCCCCCGCCCGUCCCCCCUUCCCCAGCCUGUGGUUAGGUGGAGAGCCAGCCCCACCCUGCCGAAGGGAGAAGGCGCCUGCGAUAGGGGGUGGCACCAAGCAAAAUAAACACUAUUUUGACUGCUGUCUUUUAUAUUUCUGAGCACACACGUGAUGUAGAAUCCGCCCUGGAGGCAAGGGCGAGGGCGAGAAGGAGCAUGCCGACAGCCACCCGGCCCCCGGCUGUACGCUAGCAGCCACCCCUUGCCACCAAAACACGUCCCUCACGGCCACUUUUCUGGGAACAUCCCAGCCAGCUAAAGGCCUGCUGGGGUUGCACGUGAAGGCAGGGGUUCUUUUGGGGUCUCACAACCCUGUUGCCAUUCCCUUCUCUGUACUGUGUCCCCUUACUGUUAUUUAAGGAAUGGGGGUGGGGAGGGUGGCCAGGGCUUUUUGUUUUUUUAUGUUUGUUCCUUUUGGUUUGUAUUGACAUUUUGGUUGUAGACAAGUACCUGAAUCCUUCAAGCCAAUACUUGCCUGAGAGCAUGUUUUUAUUCUGGAAAUCCUAUGUUAUAUAUUUUUUAAGCUCACUGGAAGCCGUUUGCUACCCAUCGGGUCUGAGCCGCGAAUCCAGCCUUCUGAGUUUUGCUCCAAGUUAUCUUAAAACAGAAGGGCCUGCGGGGUGGGCUAGGCUGGAACAGACAGAAGGUGGAGUGGCCAGAGAUACCGCCUCUCCAGCCACAUAACAGCGUCCAGAGAGGAGCCACGGCUUUUAUUAAGGGUCUUGGCAAGACCUGACUCUCCCUGGCCCUCCUGACUGUGACCUCCAGCCUUCAGGGUAUGGCCUCUCUGUCCUGUGGCACCCCAGAGGCAAGGCUGCCCCAUCAUGCCUGCCCCAAGAACCGGGGUUUGUCUUCUUCAUCACCCCUCCUUUGGCUCCUCCUGGCAGGACUGAUAUGAGGGAAAGAGCAACCUGCGUUUUUUCAUGGCGGGUUUCCAGGUGCUUUUCACCCCCAGGAGGCCUAGGUGACUGUUGUCUGCCAUCACAGGGGCCAUCGCUGUGCCCCCAGGCCCUGCAGGGCAGCUUCGUUUUCUGCCGGCUGCUUUGGAAUAGGAAUCUCCGUUUCAACCUGCCUGCCGGGCGGGCUGGCACCUGCGCUUGGUGCAUUUCUCCGUGGCCUCUCAGUCCGCCUCUGCUGGGGUCUUGGGAGCUGCGCCUCUGUCCGGGAGUCAUGUUUGGUCCCAAGACCAUCCCUGUUGAAGUUUGGCCAGGCUGUUAUUAGCACAUGGCCAGGUGGCCACCCAUAUGAGAAGACCCCUCCUCAGUCCCUUGGCCCCCCCCAUUGCCGUCUGGGCUGGGGGACACCAUGUUGGUCCGUCCAGGUUGAGGGCCCAUUUUCUUACCUGGCAGGGACCAGGGGCAAAGAGUGAGGACUUUUUUUUUUUUUUUUAAAGAAAACUACAUGUACAUAGAAGAGUUUGAUUACCAUUAGACUUGUAUGUAGAACUUUUUUUAAAAAAUGGCCUUAAUAAAAUUAUAAGCAACCUUCCUGGAUGCAAACUUUCAAGCAGGCAUUGGGAACUCGAGUGAGAGCCUGGUCAGCCCACUCUUCCCAGCCUUCCCCUCCACCCCUGCCAGGUCUACAUGCAGACAGGCAGGGGACUGGCUUUUCCUUCUCCAGGAGCUCCGUGACAUUGCAUUAACAUGGCAGUCUAUCAGUAGGUACAGAGAUUUCCCAGGGAGGGGUCUAGCUGGGAGCUAACAGCUUGGCAUCCCGGUACCCCAAAGGGGCCCCUCCCCUCCUGACCCUGGGCAGGUCUCUGGGGUCUGCAACAGGGAAUUUUGUUUUUUGUUUUUGUUUUUGUUUUCUUAAAUAUCACUUCUCUACUAAACAUUUUUGAAUUGCCAAGACUUUCUGGAACAAGACAGCCUAAGGGACUCGGCCCUUUGACUUGUGUGUGAAAUACUGUGAUUUCGGGCGAGCUGUGCUGUGGGGGCGGCUGGGCCCGAGUCGUGUAUAUAUAGACCCGCCGCCUGUGUUCUAGCUCGCUCGCUUGCUUGCUCGCUUGGGUAGGCCUGGAUACCUGGCCCACAUGAGGUCAGGGGUGGCCAGGCUGUCCCCACCCCCAGUCUCCAGUGGGAGUGCUUCUGGCUUUGGCUGGGAACCCUCAUAUGUGCAAAUCUUUCCUCAGAGAGUGUAAGCUGCCCAGCUGUUCCCUGCUACCUGAGUUUACCUCUGUCCUUCUAGUCCCGAGGGCAAUGAGUAUGUUCUGCCUCAAAGGCUUGAGGACUGAGAAUGGGGCCUGGGGCUAGUUCUUCUCCCAGAGGCUAGUUCUUCUCCUCGUCCUCUGGAAAGGAGGGUUUGUGCCCCUGAACACCCCCCACACACAGCUUUCAGAGUUGAUGUGGGAAGAAGGGGGCUGUCCAGCUGGACACCCAGGCCAACCUCCAUUCUUACAGUGCUUCUUGGGGCAUUCUGUGGGCCCUUCUUGCUCUCUGUGUUCUCAGUUCCCCACCAACACUUUGAGGCAGGUGACCCUGACACCCUCACUGGAAGGAGUGGGAACAGGUCAACCCUUCAGUAAAAGUUGGGGUCUUGCAGCCAGCAGCAUCCAGAGCAUCCCCUUUGUGGGGACAGUUCAUAGCAUUAGGGGCUUUUAGUGUGGUUUUUCAGCCCCUACCCCCAUUGUGGCUCACAGGGCCUUUCUAGGACCAUACCUGAGGGUGAGGGCAGGCUGGCGUGUCCAUGUCCUUUCCCCUGACACUACCCAGAGGUCUCCUGCUAGCCCAGCAGGUGUGCUUGAGCCAGCCCCCCUUGGAUGCUGGCAUCCGUGGCAGCCUCUGCUUGCAUCUAAUUGUGGAUUUUCCUGCCUGGGAAGGAGGUUUCUGAUGUUGGCCUGAUUUCUUCAGGCAGUCAAGUGCCUGGGAAGACACUGAGCCAGGGAUCCCAUCUUGUGGCCCAUGUGUUAUAGAGGGCAGGGGAGGAGGAUGGCUUUUGUCACACUCCAAGACCUUUGUGUGGCGGGCAAGAGACCCCAAGUCCAUCUGGCCUGCCAGCGAUGUGUGCUGGGUUUGGGGACUGUAUGCCAGGGACUGGCUGUUUGUGAUUGGGUAGAUGGGAGUAGGCAUGAGGCCUUUUUGGGACUGGGGAUAGGAAAGCACUUCCCUUCCCCAGACCUGCCCAUUUCCAACCUUGAGCUGGUUUAGAGUCAAACAUCCAUCUACCCUGCACUCUCAACUGAAUUCUGAGUUUCUGCAUUUCCAAAGAAGGUCUGGUGGUAUUGGGGGGACUCUGCCAAGGGCCCUAAACACCCCCCCCAGACAAAUGAACAACACCUGUCACCCUCCCUCAGUUUUGUGGGAGUCAUAAUCAGAGGCCUUGGGCAGGGACAGUGGAAUGUAAGCCACAAGGUCAAGGGUAUUAGAUCCCCUGCAAGGCCACCAGACCCUUCUCUGUGUGGCCUGGCUCACAGUGGGAAGUCUGGUCUGGGUGAGUAGACAGCUGGUCUGUUUCUUCUACUGUUCAUUUUGGAACCUUGUGGCCUGGGCCUCAGUUUCCUUCUUGUCAUUGGCUCAUAUCUGCAGGUUUUGGGGCCCCAGGAUCUUCCCAGGAAGGGUGGCAGGGACCAGAUGUCAGGGUGAUGCUGGCUUCAGAUAGCUCCCUCCGCUUGCUGCUCUCCUGGUGAGCCAAAUACCCUGUCCAGAGGAGCCAGGGAACAUGUGUCAUGUGUGGGUGGAGAGUUGCCCCCUUCUCACAGGGUUCGGCUUCUGGAAUUUUGGGGCAGUUAUUACCCAGCCCAGCUUAUCACUCUGACCUCUUGUCCACUGAGGACAAGGGGCCACAGCUGUGGCUUUCAUCAUCAGACCCUGGGAGGGGACGUAGGGAGGUCACUGGCCCCGCCGUGUUCUGCCCCCAACCCAAGGAAACUGUCCCUGAGGGACUUGGCGGCACCACUGAUAUAUGCAAACCCACCGGUCCAAGCCCUGCCCUGUCCUGCCUGUGUCCCUGUCCCCAGGCUGGCUCUGCCCCCCCGCCCCAGCAUGUAUACUGCUGUGGAUGUCCCGUGGACCGUUCGUGUGGCGCCCUCGGCGGGCGGGGGCGGGCAGCUCAGGGCCCUCUCGGCCGGCCCCUGCCCAUCCUCUCUGACGUGGACGCUUUUGUCUUUGUACCUUUGCAUCCUUUGUAAUGAAACGUAAUAAAA
Messenger RNA from Condylura cristata (star-nosed mole), 6489 nucleotides. RefSeq names its product CREB regulated transcription coactivator 1 (gene CRTC1). The coding region runs from base 8 to 1969 and encodes 653 amino acids. Lineage: Eukaryota; Metazoa; Chordata; Mammalia; Eulipotyphla; Talpidae. Gene Ontology annotation, biological process: positive regulation of transcription by RNA polymerase II; protein homotetramerization. Gene Ontology annotation, molecular function: cAMP response element binding protein binding. The transcript has 15 exons. Gene Ontology annotation, cellular component: cytoplasm; nucleus. The record is from RefSeq and is a predicted model, not a curated record.